Molecule: messenger RNA, 11521 nt
Organism: Rhododendron vialii
Lineage: Eukaryota; Viridiplantae; Streptophyta; Magnoliopsida; Ericales; Ericaceae
Exons: 49
Coding region: 601-11241 (3546 amino acids)
Biological process (GO): protein targeting to vacuole; protein retention in Golgi apparatus
Cellular component (GO): extrinsic component of membrane
Source: RefSeq, a predicted model, not a curated record
UGCUUGGUCGAAAAAAAAUUCCCGUUUCAGAUAAAACGACUGUCGUUCCAAUGGGCAGAGAAAAACCCUAACAUCUCUCCGGCUCUCCCUAAUCCCUCAUCGACUGUCCUGCUUCUCUUGCCAAAACCGUUUCUCCUCCUCCCACAUGGACUCCUUUUGCUUCUCCAUCUUCGAUUCCUUCUACUCCUGAUCGAUCCUCCACCGCCGAAGGUCUCCAAAACCGUUUCUCCUUCUCCCUCAUUGAAAAGUUGUUUUCGUUUUGAGGAAUUCUUUUGCAAGCAAACAGGGCCCUUGGCGGUGGUGCACCCAAAACAGCUCAAAACGAUUUUAGGGCAUAGUACAGAGGAGGACAGGACAGUUGGGCUAGCACCGUCCUACAGUCCGUUUCUUGGGAGAUAAGUUGCUAGUAAUAAUAUAUAAAAGUUGUAGGAGGGAAUUUGUGAAACUAGGAAAUCUUAGUACUCCUAUUUCUGUCCCGCACGGGUGAUUGUGUGCAGCCCUAAAAUUUACUAAUCGAAUCAGAACCUCCCAAAAUCCCGUAGGGAAAAAAAAUCCAACAAAGUUAGCAGCUCCGGCGACGUCAAUCACAGGAACAGGGCAAUGUUUGAAGGGCUUGUUCGCCAACUGCUUUUGGGUUAUCUUGGACGAUACAUCAAAGACAUACAAAAGGAGCAGCUCAAGAUCACCGUUUGGAAAGAAGAAGUGUUAUUGGAGAAUGUGGAGUUGAUUCUUGAAGCCUUUGAUUAUCUCCAGCUGCCAUUUGCUCUAAAUCAAGGUCGAGUUGGGAGAUUAAGCAUCAAAAUACCAUGGAAAAAGCUUGGUUGGGAUCCCAUUAUUAUUACUAUAGAGGAUGUAUUUGUGUGUGCCUGCCAGAGGGACGACCAAGAGUGGUUCAGGGAUGCAGUUGAAAAGAGAGAAUUUGCUGGGAAAAAGGCUAAUCUUGCGGCAGCGGAGCUGGCAAAAUUAUCAAGACGUGUUUGUGAUAGUCAGGCUGGGGAAUCAUUUAUCUCAUACAUUACUGCAAAGAUUCUCGAGGGUAUUCAAGUCUCCAUCAGAAAUGUCCAUGUCCUCUAUCGUGAUAUGCUCAUAGACACGGCACAAUCUGUGUUUGGUCUUAAGUUUUCCAGCUUGACGAUAAUGAAGCAGAAUCUUCUUGGCGGAAAGCUGAGAGGAGGUCAAGUUCAUAAAAUGGUGGAGAUCCAUGGUUUGGAAGUUUACUGUAGCACUUUCCAGAGAACUCCUGAUUCGAUGAUUGUCGAUCUUACUGGAAACUCAGAGCUUUGGGGCAAUGCAUUGUGUGAAGGCAGAAAAAAUGUCUAUGUAUUGGCCCCAGUUGAUGUGUCCAUGACUCUAAUGGUGAGCAGGUCAGGAAAGCAUGAAAGUGAUGCUCCACAGUAUUCAAUCAACGUCGAGUUAUUAAAAUUGGUCUUGUCUUUGGAUGAGGUUCAGUUGCAACAAAUCCUUACUCUAUGGGAUUACUUGGGUACAUGUCAAUUGAGGGAGAAGUAUGGACGAUAUCGUCCUUGGAAUUAUCCUUUAUCGAGUAAAUGUCAGGGUUGGCAAACAGCUUGGUGGCACUAUGCUCAACAAUCUAUUCUGUCUGAUGUUCGCAAAAGCUUGAAGAGAACUUCAUGGAAGUACCUUGGAGAACGAUUAAGCCGACGCCGCAAGUACGUGAACUUGUACAAGACUAAGUUGAAGUGUCUUCGAGAAGAACAGCUUGUUGAUGACAAUAUUCUUUUUGGGUUGGAGCAAAUGGAGAAAGAAUCUGAUAUAGAGGAUAUAUUGAUUUAUAGAUCUACUGCUGAGAAUGAGCUACAGGAGUUCGUAUUGAAUUCAAACUCCUGCUUGGAAGUGAGUGGUACCAGUAUAGUUUCGGAGAAGUCACACAAUGAUGAGCGCUCAUCUAGCAGGCCUCGAGGAUGGUUGAACUGGCUGUCUCGAGGCAUGCUUGGUGCUGGAGGAACUGAUGAUUCUAGCCAGUUUUCUGGUGCUGUUUCAGAUGAUGUUAUCAAGGAUAUUUAUGAGGCAACAAAGUUCCAACCAGCAGCUUUGCUUGAUGGGACAUCGGCUGGGGCUGAUUAUGUCGUUUUCUCUGAAAUCAAGUUUAAUAUUCAUCAAGCAUCUGCAACUUUGUGGAGCAUGAACUUUGGCCGAGCAAUUGCGGAGUUGAUUUUUGAGGGGGUGUUUAUUGAAUGUAAGCUUUGGGAUGAAUCUGCAGUGAUUACGUGCUUAGUCAACAGUGGAAGAAUGAUUAAUCCAUGCACCAAGCAAGACAUUUUGCGUAUAAGAAAGGACGUUAUUGAGAUGGAUGCUCUGGAAACUGAGGAAACUUCUGGAACUAUUCAUGUUGGUAUUUCAUCAGUAAAAGGGGACGCUGAAUUACUGGUGAAGGUCAUGAUUCAGCCAGUUGAAGUGACUUAUGAUUCAGAGUUUCUCUUGAAUGUCACGGUGUUCUGCAAUGUUUUGGAAACAAUUAAGUUCCAACCUGAAAGGGUCAUUUUGUCACUAAAUGGCAUUGAAGAUGUAAGAGUGCGACUAUUGUCAAAGUCUGAAUACAUUUUAUCAAGUCGUAAGCGGGUGGUUUGGGAUGUUCAUUUCGCGAAUGUUAGGAUGGAUAUUCCGUGGAAAGAUGCUAAUUAUGAACCAUAUAUCAUGGUACUGGAGAUGGGAUCUCUUUCUUUUGGGUCCAAAUGCGACUUGGGUUCUGCUUCAGGUAUUGAAGACCGAAUGCAUGUCCCGAAGAACUUUAAUAGUUCUUUUUCCACCAGUGGUAUUUCUAUUGAGAUGCAACUGGAAGAUCUUUAUGAUCAAUUCGAAAUAAAAGUUGAUGACUUUGCGGUAAUGAUUCUUUGCCAUCCUACAAGUGCGUCGGUGUUGGAAAAAUUCUCCGCCUCUAUUAGCUUGACAUCCUGCGUCAUCCCAGAUGAAUCAAUAUUGAAACAGCUGGAGGUUUAUAUUACCAUGCCAUCACUACAUGCACACUUUUCUCCAUCAAUGUAUGGUGCAGUUUUGGGAUUGUUACCAAGUUUGGAUGUGCGGCGUUCAGGGUCAGACUCAGUAAUUCUACCAAAUAUAAAGCCAGACCCAAUUAUUCUACGGAAUUCAUUUGGUAUCAUGUCAAGUAAACUGACAACUCCGAAAGCUUUUUGUUUCUCUGUCAUCGCAUAUUUGGAGUCAGUGAACCUUCAUAUUGACCUGGAAAACAAUGAAGACAAUCGCUGCAGUCUCUUAGUCAAUCUGCAUGAGUUGGAUAUUAGGUAUGCUGUAAUGGAGAUGCAGGAGUGCUGGAUCUCUACGAAGGCAGUGAAAAUAAUCAGUUCUUUGUUGGACAGUGAUAAAGAUGGCCAUAUUCUAUGCUCAUCUGGGAAUAUUAUUCCUGUCGAUUAUGCACAGCAGCAAGAUGCAAGUCAGAGGGAAAAUUCCAGUGGGAAAAGCACAUCUGCAGAUGGAUGCUUUGUAUUACAGUAUCAGGAAUGGAGGGAUUUGGGCUUAAUUCCCCACAAGUGUACAGUCUGCCUUAGUGAUGUUGAUUUUCACUGCUAUCCAAAUAUAGUCAGGUUGCUGGUUGAAUUUUGUGAUAAAUUGCUUCACUAUGGUACAUCUCUCAAUGUUGAGAAUCCAGUCAGUCGCUCUAUGAAUGGUGAAAAUAUGUCACCAAUUCAGUCUUUUGGCUUGGAAAGAUUUGGCUUCUCAAACUUUUCUGAAACUGGUUCCUCCGAAUGGGCAAGCAUUCCACUCGACCGCUUUCCGUUUGUUACUAUUUACAACUGCGGUUCUCUUAGUAAUGCUCAGAGUUCACUUAUUCAUGCCCUUCCGGACUGGAGGAAAAUUUUGAAGGUGAGGGACAGAAGAACCAAAAGUCCUAAAGUGAGCUUGAGAGGAUCAGCAAUGUCUUUUGCCUCAGAGUUGAAAUGCGGAUUUGGUAAUGAUAUGGUGUCUACAGCACAGUAUUCUGAUGUUAGUGAUGUUCUAAUUGAUCUAAGUCUCAGCAGAAUCAGUGUACAUUUCCAUGACUGCUCGUGUAUAGUUGGAACCGUUGUCAUAGCUACCGCAAAAUCUUCAGUGUCUAUCCGUGGAGAUUGUUUGGACGUCUUGUGUUCCACUGAGGGAUUGACGCUACGUUCAUCUUGGUGGCCUCGAAGCAUCCAUGACUUUCUGUGGGGUCCCUCAUCGACAAAUUUCUCUCCUAUUUUAAAUGUGAGGCUGAGGAAACAAAAAGAUGGACAACUGAGAUCCGAGCUUGAAAUAAGCUUUGGCAUUCAGCAUGUGUCCUGCAUUUUACCACCUGAUUUUUUGGCCAUAUUAAUUGGCUAUUUCUCGUUACCUGAUUGGUGCUCCAAGGGAAAUGGGCAGUUUUCUGGGGAAACUGCUGGGUUGGUAGACUCAGUAGACACUAGUCUAAUUACUUAUAAGUUUGAGGUGCUUGACUCCAUUUUGUUUACACCACUCGGGAGUGAUGACCCUAGGUCACUAAAGCUUGAAAUUCCACAAUUGUACUGUAGUUUCACCCAGAAUAGCUGUUCUAGUGGUAUAUUGAAGGGCAUUCCUCCAGAAUGUUUGGUUGCGGCAAAUAAAAUUGCAGAGAAAAAUCACUGUUUGAAUGUGUUUGGACAGGAUCUAUCGCUAUCGCUUUUCUUGUUAAAUAAUGAUGGAUUUGAUGCUUCAAUGGUUGACCCAAAUAAUGGACAGGUAUGUAUUGCCUUUAUCACACCAUUCAGUGCUGAUGUAUGGGUUAGAAUACCAGAUGAAAAGGGCUCCUCUUGUGUCAGUUCUUUCGCUUCAACGUGUGUCAUGGCUAGGGUUGACAAUGUCCAACUUAUUGCUAAAGAUGGUCACAUUGUUCUUGGAUUCGAAGCACUACUGGACAUCAUAGAUCAGUUUUCCUCCGUUGAUAGACAAUCCGAAGGUUUCACGUCUGAUGUUCUUCAGUUUCUUCAGUUCAAAAGGAGCGUUAUGGAGAACCGUGCAUCCCAACCAGAAGCCUCAACCGUGACCUUGAUAGAAACUAAAUGUUGUGUCAAUGCAUUGUCAAUAAGUUUUUAUCACUCAAGAAGUGAUGUGGUCUCUUUGGAACUGGUUGCUAGGGCUGAUAUGCAAUUUCUAUUAUCUGCUUCUUUUAAAAAUGAGAUUCCCAUCUUCCUUGAUGUUUCUUUCCAUUCACUCACAUUGUUUUCUCACCUUAAUUCAGUUAUGUUAGGAGAAUGCACAUCUUCUUGCCCAACCUCAUCAGUCCUUGACAUUCAUCUUUCAAUGUCAGAUCAAGGUGAAAAUGAUCUUCUUGUUUCCCUCCCUUCCCUCGAUAUUUGGUUACAUUUGGUUGACUGGACUGAGGUCAUUGACUUGCUCAGUUCUUACCCUGGGCGAUUGGCCAAAAAGUCGAUUGUGGGGGCGUCCCCAAAUAACUCACUGGUUGGUCAAGUGGAUCAAAUUGAAAAUGCGACUGUUAAUGUUCCUGCAAGUACAUCAAUUUGUGUUGCUUCAGAAAACAUGAUGCAGACUGCUACUACCCUCGCAGCCAAGUUAGAAAAUAUCGGCAUAGAGAUUCAUAUUCCUGUCUGGAUCAGUAGAGAGGCAUUUAGCAUCUUCGGGGAGCCUCAAGUUCAAGAGGAGGGGUGUCACAAUGAUUCAUAUGAUAUGGACGAAGGAGUUCACAACAAUUUUAUUACAAUUUCUUUUCGCAAUGGAAGUAGUGAACUGCUUUUUAGUAGCAGAACUGCAAAAAUAAUGUUGAACUUGGCUAAAAUAAAUGGAACAGUGGGGUUAAAUAGGGGUAAAAGUUUCCCUUCAUGGCCAUUUUUCCAGUUUUCUCAAGUUAAUGUUGAGGCUGAGAUUCGUGGAAAUCAACUGGACCUGGCCCAUGUCCAUGCCAAUAUACAAUGUGAGAGUCUGGAUCUGUGGCUUUCAUAUCACAUAUUCUUCUUCUGGAAAAGUAUGGCGUUCAUAUUUCCUAAAGCACGGUCGGGUCAAUCUGCUUCAAGUAGUGGUGAUCUCAGCAUUAAACUCAGAAAGAUUUCGAUUCUGUUGACCGAUGGAAGGUGGAACUCUAAAGGACCCCUUAUGGAAGUUCUCAUGAGGAAUUUUCUCUGGCAUGCCAACAUGGUUGAGAACAAAUUAGAAGGCUCAGUUGCUGGUGACUUACGAGUGAACUACAACAACAUUCACAAGGUCUUAUGGGAACCUUUCAUAGAGCCGUGGAAUUUUGUGUUGAACUUUAGCAGAUUACAUGCGAAGAGUGCUCUUCUAAGCAAUGCCAUCAUGACAGAUUUCCAUCUCACAUCAACUGCACAGCUUAACUUGAAUGUUACUGUCUCCCUUGUUGAGGCCAUUUUCAGGGUAACUGAGAUGGUUAAGGAUGCUUGGGGUUUGAUGGGACAUAAAUCUAUUUCUGAAAGCCAGAGCUUAUUAAGUCCACAGAUUUGUGAAAAUAUGAAUACAGGAAGAUAUGCGCCAUACAUAUUACAAAAUUUGACCUCCUUGCCUCUGGUAUUUCAAGUCUGUCAAGGGUCAAUAUAUGCUGAUUAUGUGGAUAUGUCGUUCAAAGGUGGAACGUUGGUGCAUCCUGGUUCUUCUGUCCCAAUUUAUGUUAAUGAUGAUGAAACUCCAGAGGAACUACUACUUCGCUCUAGACCUGCUCAUUCUUCUGAUAGACUCGGUGACAAGCAAGUGAGCGGGGUUGCACAUCAUUAUAUAGUUAUUCAAUUUAAUGGGACAUCUGUGCCUUCAAAUCCUAUUUCAAUGGAUCUUGUAGGUCUUAAUCACUUUGAGGUUGAUUUUUCGAAGUCAACAGAUAAAAUGGAAGUUGACAAGAAUAGGGAAUAUUCGAAAAGCAAUAAACACGCUGAUGAGGUUAUCCAAACAGAUUCAAAAGGUGGCUUUGUCGUUCCUGUGGUAUGUGAUGUUUCCGUACAGCGGUAUUGUAAGCUGAUACGAUUGUACUCUACGGUUAUACUCUGUAAUGCAACUUCAAUGCCAUUUGAGGUACGGUUCGAUAUUCCCUUUGGCGUAUCUCCAAAGAUCCUUGAUCCGAUACUUCCUGGUCGGGAGUUUCCUCUACCUCUACAUUUGGCUGAAGCUGGUCGUGUGAGGUGGCGUCCACUUGACCAGAAUUACCUAUGGAGCGAAGCUCAUAAUAUCUCAAACAUUCUUUUGCAUGAGACUAAGAUAGGACCUUUCCGUUCCUUUGUUUGCUAUCCAUCUCACCCGAGUAGUGAUCCAUUCCGUUGCUGCAUAUCAGUGCAACAGAUGUGCUUCCCUCCUACUGGCAACCUGGAGAGGAGUUCAUCUUGUCCCAAUAAUAGCACUCUGAAGCCAUCAAUUGAAAAUUGUAGCCAAGUAUCAUGUAAUCUGGACAAGUCAAAAAAGCAUUUUAUUCACCAAGUAACAUUAUGUUGUCCACUUAUAGUGAGAAACUAUCUUCCAAAGUCGAUAUCGUUGACAAUAGAAAGUGGUGGGGUUGAACGUACUGCAUUACUUUCAAAGGUGGAAACUUCAUUUUUCCAUAUCGAUUCAUCACAUGACUUGGGAAUAGUAUUGCGUAUGCAUGGAUUUAAGCCUUCGAUUCUGAAAUUCCCACGUGCAGAAACAUUUGGUGGGAUCGCUAAGUUCAGUGGAACAAAGUACUCUAUAUCUGAAACUGUUACCUUUGAACCUGAUUUAACUGAUGGUCCUGUUUAUGUUACCGUGGAAAAGGUGAUGGAUGCAUUUUCUGGAGCUCGUGAAAUCUUCAUUUUCGUGCCCUAUUUGUUAUAUAACUGCACUGGUUUUUCACUAAUUGUUUCGGAUUGUACUACCGAUAUGAAAGGACAUGGUUGCAUCAUUCCUUCGUGUUAUGAUAUGUGUGAGGAGGACCUGCUUCUAGGCAGAAAAGAUGGUCUUGGUCUUCUGUCUACUCCACAGGGUUUACAAGUGGAAUCAGCAACUGAUGAUGGUUUGAGAAAUUCUUCGUCCCUUGUCUCAACUAGGAAAAUUAUGGAUCCUCAAACAAAGAUCCUUUUUAGAAAAACCCUGAUCUCUGGGUCAUCUAUAAUGUCUCAGGAGAGUUCGGAUAGACAUGAUUUAGAUGCACAUAAAGCUGCAGUGAACAGUCUGAAGAAGAGGUGGUGUUCAAGCAUUCAGUCACAUUUAGAGUGUUCCAAUUUAGCAGAAACGGAAUGCAAGAAGGUUGAGGCUUGUAUGUAUUCUCCUGAUCCUAGUUCCUCUGUCACCGAAACUAUGGUUAGGUUAAGUCGGUAUAUGCCUCAAUGUGCUACUGAAAAGAUGCCAAAAUAUUGUUGGUCUAGCCCUUUUUUUCUUGUUCAACCAACUGGUUCUACCAAUGUUGUUAUUCCUCAAUUAUCUGGUGAUGCUGCAUACAUUAUCUCUGUCACUUCAAGUGCAGUUGAUGGGCCAUUUUCUGGAAGGACAAGAGCCAUCACUUUCCAACCCAGAUAUGUUCUAAGUAAUGCAUGUGGCAAGGACUUAUGUUAUAAGCAGAAAGGAACUGAUUCUAUUUUCCAUUUGGCAACUAAACAACAUUCUCAUCUUCAAUGGACAGAAACAACAAGGGAAUUACUUGUUUCGGUACGUUUCAACGAACCUGGGUGGCAGUGGUCAGGGUGCUUCUUAGCAGAUCAUCUGGGUGAUACUCAGGUGAAAAUGCGGAAUUAUGUUUCUGGUGCUGUAAAUAUGAUACGUGUAGAAGUGCAGACUGCUGAUAUUUCAUUUCAAGAAGAAAAGAUUGUUGGAAGCGUCAAUGGAAAUUCAGGGACAAACUUGAUUCUUUUAUCGGACGAUGAUACAGGCUUUAUGCCAUAUCGGAUUGAUAAUUUUUCGAAGGAGCGUAUACGAGUUUAUCAACAAAGGUGUGAGAGUUUUGAAACACUAAUUCAGUCUUACACCUCUUGCUCAUACGCUUGGGAUGAGCCUUUCUACCCCCAUCGUCUCACAGUUGAGGUGCCUGGAGAGCGUGUCGUAGGAUCAUACACUCUUGAUGAUGUGAAAGAGUACGCGCCUAUCUACUUACCUUCGACUUCCGAGAAACCUGAAAGAACAUUGCUUGUCUCUGUCCACGCUGAAGGAGCAAUAAAGGUUCUGAGCAUAAUUGAUUCAGGUUACCAUGUUUUGAAUGAUGCAAAGGAUCCACGUGUCUCCCUGUUCAAAGGAAAAAGAAAACCUUACCAGAAACAGGAAUCUUCUGAUGAUUUUAACGAAAAGAUAUCAGUUUCUAUUCCUUUUAUAGGAAUCUCCUUGAUUGAUUCUCACCCACAGGAAUUGCUUUUUGCAUGUGCUAAGAACACGAGGAUUAAUCUGCUCCAGAGUCUUGAUCAGCAGAAGUUUUCCUUCCAAAUAUCAUCCUUCCAAAUUGAUAACCAGUUGCCUAGUACGCCAUAUCCAGUUAUCCUAUGCUUUGAUCGUGAAUACAGAAGCAACCCAGUAGGCCAGACAAGGACUAGAGAUGAUAGCAUAAAGAGUGAAAGUGAAAAUCCGGUGCAAUUUACUUCUGACAGCCUUUGUGAACCUGCAUUCUGGUUAGCUGUGGCAAAAUGGAGGAAUAGAGAUGUCUCAUUGGCUUCAUUUGAAUAUAUUAGCUUGAGACUUGCAGAUUUCCACCUUGAGCUUGAGCAGGAAGUCAUACUUGGCUUGUUUGAUUUCUUUAGAACUGUAUCUUCAAGGUCUCACGUUGGGCUCCUGACAUUUGGGCAUUCUACAUCCCAUCCUGUCACCUCUGAUCUGGGUUUUAUAAACGAGUCCCCUUCUUGCACUGAGGCUCAUGUUCAGCCCAAGGGGGCCCCAUCCAAUCCAACAAAUGGAACUCAAACUCUUCAAAAUUGCAUAAGUUGCCCUUUGCUCCCUUCAGUAGUUCCUAUUGGAGCUCCUUGGCAACAAAUAUUUCUCUUAGCCAGAAGACAGAAGAAAGUUUAUGUUGAAAUGUUUGACGUGGCCCCUAUUAGGUUGACUUUGAGCUUUUCCAGCACUCCUUGGACGCUAAGAAAUGGGGUUCUUACAUCAGGAGAAUCUCUUAUCCAUAGAGGUCUUAUGGCUCUUGCUGAUGUUGAGGGAGCACAAAUUUACCUCAGACAACUGUUCAUUGCACAUCAUAUUGCUAGCUGGGAAUCCAUUCAGGAGAUUAUUAUCAGACAUUACACUCGCCAACUUCUUCAUGAGACAUACAAGGUGUUUGGUUCUGCAGGUGUAAUUGGUAACCCUUUGGGAUUCGCAAGGAGUGUGGGCCUCGGCAUCAAAGAUUUCUUAUCAGUUCCUGCCAGGAGCGUUUUUCAGAGCCCUGCUGGACUUUUCACAGGCAUGGCGCAAGGAACCACUAGUCUUCUAAGUAACACAGUCUUUGCCAUAAGUGAUGCUGCCACACAAUUUAGCAGGGCUGCCCACAAGGGUAUUGUGGCAUUUACUUUUGAUGACCAAGCUGAUGAAGCAAAGGAAAAGCAGCAGAAGGGUAUAUCCUCACAUAGCAAAGGCGUGAUAAAUGAAUUAUUAGAGGGACUUACCGGUCUUCUCCAAUCGCCAAUUAAAGGAGCCGAGAAACAUGGCCUGCCAGGUGUCCUUUCAGGUGUAGCCCUAGGAAUAACAGGGCUUGUAGCUAGACCAGCAGCCAGUAUUUUAGAGGUCACCGGAAAAACUGCUCAGAGUAUCAGAAACCGAAGCAAGCUCCACCACGUGGGACCACAGCGGUUGAGGGUACGUCUCCCUAGACCUCUAAGUAGGGAACUUCCCUUGAUGCCUUACUCUUGGGAAGAAGCAGUUGGAACAUCUAUACUAGCGGAAGCGGAAAAUGGAUUAAAGCUGAAAGAAGAGGUGUUAAUUAUGUGCAAGGCACUUAAGCAAGGUGGUAAAUUUGUCGUGAUCACAGAGAGACUAAUCUUGAUUGUUAGUUGCUUAAGUUUGGUUGAUUUUGGUGACCCUGAGUUCCAAGGUGUUCCUGUUGACCCGGAGUGGGUAAUAGAAGCAGAAAUAGGAAUCGAUAGCAUAAUCCAUGCGGAUACGUCUGCAGAAGUGGUACACAUUGUUGGCAGCAGUUCAGAUCCAUUGUUGAGGCAGAACCAGCUUAAAAGAGGUGGUGGUGGGGCAAGAGCAAAGCGGUGGAACAAUCCACCCACUACGCUCCCACUUUAUCAGACCAACUUAGAAUUCUCGUGCAAAGAAGAGGCUGAGGAGUUGUUACGAGUUUUGUUGUCAACAAUCGAAAAGGGAAAGGAGCGAGGAUGGGGGUCUGUGUAUCUUCUGCAUCAAAGUAAUCUCAAGUAGAUCAGGACAUCAUGUGCACAUAUACCCUUAUGUAAUUCACUUAAAAUAGUUACGGAAAUAAAGGAAAAAGCUAGUUUUUAUGGUCUUUGAUGACCUUCAUGUUUAUACCAUUUAUGUACGUAUACUUUGCUCGUGGAAAUAUCAGGUAUACACGUAUAUAAAGGUAUUUCUUGUCUAAUGGUGAAUUGUGAUUGUCUGUAGCAGACUGAAAUGUAAUGCAUACUAACUCGCAACAUCACGAUUCCGUCUGUCAGCCUAUGUACCUACGUAUUCAUCCUAA